Messenger RNA from [Candida] anglica, 2046 nucleotides. The record is from the annotation of a GenBank genome assembly. Lineage: Eukaryota; Fungi; Ascomycota; Pichiomycetes; Serinales; Debaryomycetaceae.
AUGAAUAUGGAUCAACUGGUAAUGCAACCACCACCACCACCAGUACCUUCAAAGGAUAAGCCUGUGCAGGACACCCGGUUGCGGCCAAGCUCUAUAAGCAGUGACUCUACUCCAUCACUCCCACUUUCAAUCCCUUACUAUUACAUUGCUAAUAAUUCCAAUAGUUUUGAUACCGUCAACUUGUUGAACACCUUCACUGCUCAACCACUUUAUUCAAACACAUCUCAUUUAAAUAUUCUGUCACCAGUCAAAUCAGAAUUUUCUAUCAAUCAUAACCCUAAUGCUCGUCACCAAUCACCAGCACCAGGAGUGCCGGAAACUCCAACUGGGGUAGGUGCUUAUGAUCCCAAGACUGCUGCUGCUGCUGCUGCUGUGGGAGCUGGUGCUGCUCCAGGCGCUGGGGCAUCGGGAGUCCCGGGGACUGUAACGAUCCAGACUCCUUCACGUCCUGGUCCAAUGUACCAAGCCCCAGUUUCUGAAGAAGCUCUUUUCAACCAAGUACCUAAACGGUUUUCCCAAUUCAUCUUGGAUCAACAGAACCCUUACAUGGUGCAGAAGAUCGAUGGGUUGUCGAUGAACCUGUUAUCUUUGUAUAGUGGGGGUGAUCCUUAUGGAGAUCCAAAUAACUUUAACCAUGUCUCUGGCAAACAAUCUUACUCCUUGACUACAUCUUCCAACAAUAAUAAUAAUAAUAACAAUAAGAAGAAGUCUACCACCUCAUCUUCAUCGGGCGAUAAGAGAGAUAUUUCCGAUUCUAUGGGAUCUCAGGCCACGAUUUUCUCAACCAGACCACAAGAUUUCGGCGCCAAUACCCCGCCUUUGGUGGGACUUCAAAGGAAAAAGGCCAUUAAGGAUAAAAAUGGUGGUUGGAUAUUCAGAUUGAAGAUUCGUAUGAAGAAAAUGGCAUCUAAAUUGAAAUAUGUAUUCAAAGUUAAAAGAAGGAAAAGUAUGAAAAAGAAGACGAAGACUUCCAACAAACUGGCUAGAAGAAAGCAACUGGUUGCCACUGAUGAGAAGCCAAGAGGUAUGUUUGCACAAUUCUCACGCUCUAGAUCUCUUAGAAAGAAGGGUAAAGGCUACAACAGAAACAUCAAGAAACUUCAAAUCUCUGCACCAGCAAAUAAUCCUGAUCUUGGUAAAACUUCAGGAGAGCUUGAAAAAGUUCCAUUGGAUUCUGAAUUGAGACAAAAGGCCGGUGCACAAGUGGGUCAUCUGUUUGAGAAAGAUGACGAUAGCGAUAUCAUUGGUGGAAAGAAGCCUGAAUCUAUGAAGAAGUUAGCUGAUCCUCCUAGAACAAUGGCUCCUCCUCCAAUUAAGCCUGCCACUUUAGGAUCAAGGUCAUUUUCUUCUGCUGAACUUCCUGAAGCAACUGCUAUUCGUAAAAGCAUGCAUGCACCUAUCCUUGAUGAGCAUAUUGAGGCUGCACUUGUGGAGGCAUGGAGAAGUUAUCUUUCCCACGUUUUGACAUCUAGAAUCAAACUCAGACAGGAAAUCAAUUUCUUCCAAUCUUUGAAUAGACUGGAAAGUUAUGUCUUUGGACCUGUUGAUACCGAGAGUGAAGGAGGACUGGUUAUCGAUCGUGCUGCUUCCACAAUUAAAUCAAGCUCAAAGUCUAGGGUCGCUACUAGUGCAACAAUUACCAGUAAAUCGACUCCAGUACCGGCCAAACUGGAACCAUUAAGAACCCUUCUGGUUAUGUCAACUUCAUCAAACAGCUCUGUAGAAUCGGAACUUUCAGUGUUGGAUCCUUCAACGGCGCAGUUCAAUACGUCAUAUGCCAAUAGACACUCUGUUCUUGGAGAGAUGUUGGAUUACACUUCUGAUGAUACAGGUUCUAUCACUUCAACGUCUUCAUCAACCUAUUCUGAGUCUCAUAUUUCCAAUGAAGAUAUAGGAAUCGGUAAAAGAUAUGGUACAGUUAUUCGUAGAAGUGGUGCCAACUCCUUACAGGGACUGACUCAACUGUUACCAAGACAAGGUCUGCUUUCUCCCAUAAGAAGAUCACAUGGCUACAGUCUGGGACUCAGCAGUGCAGGUUCACGUUAA